This is a messenger RNA of Herpailurus yagouaroundi (jaguarundi), 3431 nucleotides long. RefSeq names its product THAP domain containing 5 (gene THAP5). The transcript is spliced from 3 exons. The coding region runs from base 196 to 1374 and encodes 392 amino acids. NCBI's taxonomy places the organism in Eukaryota, Metazoa, Chordata, Mammalia, Carnivora, Felidae. Gene Ontology annotation, cellular component: nucleus. The record is from RefSeq and is a predicted model, not a curated record.
GCCCCAACCUCCCGAAAGGGCCGUGCUGAAGCCUGAAGAAGCGGAAGUGAGUCGACUUUUGCAGCGUCUUUCCUCUCGGCCUAUUCCGGCGCAGGCGCGGUGGCCUCGGACGGCCUGGACUUGCGGCACCACCUUGGCAAGGAGGUUCCGCCAGCGCCCCUCGUCGGCCUGGGCCUUCUGGGCCGCACCUGAGCGAUGCCUCGCUAUUGCGCAGCGAUUUGCUGUAAGAACCGUCGGGGACGAAACAGUAAGGACCGGAAGCUGAGUUUUUAUCCGUUUCCUCUACAUGACAAAGAAAGACUUGAAAAAUGGUUAAAGAAUAUGAAACGUGAUUCAUGGGUUCCCAGUAAAUACCAGUUCCUGUGUAGUGACCAUUUUACUCCUGACUCUCUUGACAUCAGAUGGGGUAUUCGAUAUUUGAAACAAACUGCAAUUCCAACAAUAUUUUCUUUGCCUGAAGAUAAUCAGGAAAACGACCCUUCCAAAAAAAUAUCUCAGAAGAAAAAAUUAGAUGAUGAGAAAGAAGUAUGCCUAAAAGCCAAGUCACAAGAAUCAUUUGCAUCAAAUGAGCUAAAGAAAAAUACAGUUAAUACAGACAUUCUCCCUGAACACACAGAAUUACUUAAUUCUACCUUGGUGAAGCCACCAGCUGCAAAAACAGAAGGUAUACAAAAUAACAUAUUAACUCUUAAUCUGAUUAAACAAGAUAUUGGAAAACCAGCAUCUACCUUGGAAACAUCAGUUACCCAAAACAUAGGUGGUUUUCACACAUCUUUUGAGAAUCUCAAUUCUACAACUAUUACUUUGACAACUUCAAAUUCAGAAGAUAUUCAACCAUCUUUGGAAACCCAAGAAGUACUCGAAAUCACUACGAAUCAUCUUGCUAAUGCAAACUUUACAAAUAAUUCUGUGGAAAUAAAGUCAGCACAGGAAAGUCCAUUCUUAUUCAGCACAAUUACUCAAACAGUUGAAGAAUUAAAUACAAAUAAAGAAUCUGUUAUUGCCAUUUUUGUACCCACAGAAAAUUCCAAACCUACGAUUGAUUCUUUUGUACCUGCUCAAAAAGAAACUGUGGAAAUGGAAGAUCUAGACGCUGAAGACUCCUUUUAUAAGGAUGUAGACUAUGAGACAGAAGUUUUACAAAUUGAACAUUCUUACUGCAGACAAGAUAUAAAUAAGGAACAUCUCUGGCAGAAAGUCUCUAAACUACAUUCAAAAAUAACUCUUCUUGAGUUACAAGAACAACAGACUCUUGGAAGACUGAAGUCUUUGGAAGCUCUUAUAAGGCAGCUAAAACAAGAAAACUGGCUCUCUGAAGAAAAUGUCAAGAUUAUAGAAAACCACUUCACAACAUAUGAAGUUACUAUGAUAUAGAGUGUUAAGAGGUUUUAAAGCUGUGACUUUUAUAUAAGCUUUUUGCAGCCAAACCAAAUUAUAUGUAAAGUGAACUUUUUCCUGUAUAAAGUUCUCAUCUUAAUGAAGCUAAGCGUUCUAAUAUUUUGAACUGUAUCCUGUUCUUAUAAUGUUCAUUUUUGGGAAAAACUAGAGAGUUGUUGGGCUGUAGAGAAAAAGUUUCACUAUUUGGUAAUCUUCUAAAUUAAAGUUAAAAUAGAGUGAAUAAAUAAUAUGGUAAUAUGAUUCAUAAAAUGGGAGAGCAUGGAUAUGGUGAAAGGGAUCCGGAAGAGAAAUAGACUCAGGUUAUCAGUCCUGGUUCUACCAUUAGCUUAUGACUUGGGCAAGUUACUAUUGAAUCUCAGUCUGUAAUCUGUAAAAUAAGGGCACUUCCUAAAUCUAGUCUGUUUAUAGUUCUUUUCCUUUCUAUUCAGGUACUUCUAAUAGAACAGAUUUUCUAUAAGGUAAUAAAUACGUAAUAAUAGAUAUUGGCUAGCAUUUGAUGUUAUUAACUAUUGGAUUAUCCUCAAAAUUCUGUGGUGUGUGACAUUUUGACUAUAUAGUAAUCUGUAGUAACAAAGGAAGGUACUCUUUUUAUAAUUUUAUCCACUUGAACUAAAAUAGCCAUCCUUUAGCCAGUUCAUAGAAGAGGUACAUUAAACUUGAAAGAACAUGUAUUUCAGUACCGUAUAUGUAGCUGACCAUCAUAAUACAGAGUCACUUAAUCUUAACAUUCUGUAUUUAAGGUUAUAAUUUGCAAACCAAAGUUUUAAUGAGGUUAAUUUUUAAAAAUCUAUAUAUUACUUUAUUUUAGAAAUCAUACCUUUUAUCUGUUUAAUGUGUAACUUUUAAAAAUGUGUGCUUUUGUCAUUUUUAAAUUCCAGAAUGAUAGAGUAGUACUUAAUAUUCUACAUGCCCACUUACAUAUAUUUUAUUAAAAUACAUAAGAAAUUAUAGAUAUUUGGUGAUGUUCUUAGGCAAGUAGGAGAGAAAUGGUGAUAUAAAUAAAAAUACUGCUUAUAUCCAUAUGAAUUUUUUAAAAUGUGAAAGCAAAGACUUAAUGGGAACACAAAUCUUGUAAAUGUGAAAUGUGAAAACAAAAAUCUUGUAAAAUUGUCACUUCAUAUAAUUAAAAUAUGUUACUGAUGGUGGUAUUGAGCAAGUUCUGAUCAGUGUGAUUCAUAUUUUUUUCAUCUUUUUUUUUUUUUAAAUAAAAAAUACUAUUACUUAUCUUCAAGAAAGAUUUUGAGAAUUCUUGAGGUAGCAUGUUUUUGGUCCUCGAAGAUAGGAGGUGCUCAAUAAAUAUUAGUUGACUGCACAGCAAAUAGUAUACUAAUUGUUUUGUAAAUUCAUGGUGAUUGUUUUUGGCCACAUUUUAGUUUUUUUAAGCUGAUAAUUGGUAUUAUAUAAAUAUGUGUCUGCUAAAUACAAAAAGUUGAUUUAGACAUGUCCUUAUGUGAUCAUGGGAGAAAAAAAGAAAAAAACUUUAAAUUUUUUCAUAAAUUGUGUGCAGAUAAUUGGUAGAUUUAAUAUUGUUACCUUUAAGUAUUCUUAUAUUUCAUUUUUACAGUACUUUAAUAAAAAUAGUAUAGAUGUAAAUAACCUUGAUAAGUCAUUAUGAAGUAAUGUUUCAACUCUGUUUUUAACUGUGUAUAUUGUAGUUAUUUUCCAUUUGUUUGAAGUUGUAGUUUACUCAGGAAUAAUUUAAACUCAUUGUAUUUCUUUAAAUUUAAUAAAUUAUAAAUAUUUAAGAUAUUUUCUUGGCCUGCCUAUAUUCAAUUCGGGAUGUUUCCAACCUGUUAACUUCUAAAUAUAUUUGGGGAUUCUGAUGAAUUUUAUUUCUUACUUGCAUUAUUAUAGCAAUCUCUUAGCUAAUCUUGCCAUAUUUUUAAUCCCUUCCAUAUCAUUGUGGAUUCUGUCAGCUUUUUACUUCAACUAUAGAUCUAACUAUAGCAUCCACCCACUACUUAACUUUCCCAACUCAGAAAUCUGAAAUUACUCUUGAAUACCUACAGAAUAAAACCAAACUUGUUACUAUA